AUGACACGACAGGAACUCCAAGACCUGGCUUCCGAAGGCCCGAUCGUGGUGGUCAACAUCUCCGACAUCAGGAGCGAUGCGGUCGUGGUGACCCGGUCGGGCAUCCAAUCCAUCUUUCUGGCUGACUUGACACGCACAGAAGUAAUGGCCUGGCUCCGAGAAGGUCUGACAGUAUUUACGCCACAUGAGACACCAGUAGAUCGCGGUAAGAAGAACAAAAGGUACAUCCACUUUCUCCACUGGCUGUGGGAGAAAUGUGUGCGGCAGGUACUGCUGGUAGUCUACCAAAGUGUCAACCUCACGUCAGGCUCGCUGCCUCGCAUCUGGUGGAUCGGUGUCGGUGUCGCCAGCUCUCUGCCGUUUCAUGCCGCCGGUGAUCACUCGGACGGCUCAUCUGAUAACACGCUCAGUUGGGCCAUUUCCUCAUACACCCCGACCAUCAAAGCACUCGCCCACGCCCGCGGGCGGCGGUCGACACUUGGACGAGAUCGCACGACCAAGCCUCAUCUAUUAAUGGUGUCGAUGCCCACGACGCCCGGAGAAAGAGCCCUUCCUGGAGUGACCCAGGAGAUCUGUGCCAUACAAGAAGCCACUAGCACUGCCUUUUCCCACGAGUCCUUGGUCCACACGGACGCUCGAUCGGUGCUGGCGCGCCUUGAGCAUUGUGAUAUGGUGCAUUUUGCCUGUCACGGGACCUCGGAUGCCCUCGGCCCAUUUAACAGCAGUCUGUCAUUGCAACAUGACCCAUCGGAGGCCGCAACAGUUGACCCUCUGAGUGUGCAACAGGUCUCGAAUGCGAACCUCGGCCGGGCGUCGAUUGCCUAUCUAUCGGCGUGUUCGACCGCCGAGAAUCGCGCCGUACGGAUGAUGGACGAGGUGAUCCAUUUGGCGAGCGGGUUUCAGGUGGCGGGGUUUGGCCACGUUGUGGCGGCCAUGUGGCCCUCCGUCGAUGCGGCAUGUGUAGAGAUGGCAACGGGCUUUUACGGGCAACUGAAGGACGGCCUUGGAGAACGAGACACGGAUCGCGCGGUAGCAGAGGCUGUUCAUAAGGCGACCAUGCAGGUUCGGUCGAGGUUGAGGAGAAUCCCGCUCAGUUGGGCACCGUACAUUCAUUUCGGAGCCUGA
This is a messenger RNA of Fonsecaea erecta, 1125 nucleotides long. RefSeq lists its product as hypothetical. The record is from RefSeq and is a predicted model, not a curated record. Bases 1 to 1125 code for a protein of 374 amino acids. The transcript has a single exon. Lineage: Eukaryota; Fungi; Ascomycota; Eurotiomycetes; Chaetothyriales; Herpotrichiellaceae.